CCACAAACCUUCAAAAAACCCCAACAACCAAUUCUUCUAGCAUCUUCUACGCUCCCUCAACAACAUGACUCGCAUGACAAAUUCCGUCACUAAAUCGUCACAACAAACAACCAUCAAGUUCCUCUACAGCUACGCCGGAAAAAUCCUGCCACGUCACACAGACGGCAAUCUCCGCUACGUCGGCGGCCACACCAGAGUCCUCGCCGUUGACCGUUCCGUCACCUACGCUGAACUGAUCGUCAAGCUUUGGGAAUCGUGCGGAUUCUCCGUCAAUUUGAAGUGUAAAUUACCGUCGGAAGAUCUGGACGUUUUGGUCUCCGUUUCUUCCGAUGAAGAGCUUGCUGCUGUUAUCGAAGAGUACGAUCGAGUUUCGCCGGGCGCGAAGAUCAGAGCCGUACUGUUUCCGGUGAAUUCAUUGAAGACAAUUUCUCCGGUUCCGUCUGCUGAAUCGCUGGUUGAUUUUCUGGCGACGAAACCGUUGACGUGUUCAAGAAGACAACAGCAUCGUCGGUAUUCUGUCGCUGGAUCGUCUCGAUUCAGUCAAGUUUCAAACCCUAAGAGUUUGUUCUGUUAUGAUUCUAACACCCAAUGGUUGAACAGGAAACAGUUAGGUGGUAGAUAAUAUAGGUAGUUAUAUAACAAGCUUGUCAAGUUACGGCGAAUUUAAAUCUUAGAAGAUGUAGAGUUGAUAAUUGAAACUGCAAUGUAGUUGAUUACCGUGUUGAUGUAGAUGUGAUUCGUCAUUCAAUCGCUUUUCGUGUUAUUCGAGUCGGUUUUUUCGAA
Helianthus annuus (common sunflower) is the source of this 783-nucleotide messenger RNA. RefSeq lists its product as uncharacterized. The record is from RefSeq and is a predicted model, not a curated record. Lineage: Eukaryota; Viridiplantae; Streptophyta; Magnoliopsida; Asterales; Asteraceae. The transcript has a single exon. Gene Ontology annotation, molecular function: protein binding. The coding region runs from base 65 to 622 and encodes 185 amino acids.